AUGGUCGCAGGCUUGGCCCUGCUUACGACUGCGGCUGCUGAGGAUCUAACGCAGCAUGUUGAUCCAUUCAUGGGCACCGAGGGUGGUGGCAACAACUUCCCCGGAGCAGCGAGGCCUUUUGGUAUGGUCAAGAUUGGCCCGGAUCUCUUCGAUUCGAAGUCAGACGCGUACUCGGGCUAUCUGCCCCAAGGAAACUUCUCUGGGUUCAGUCUGAUGCACGAGCAAGGUACCGGCGGAGCACCCAAGUACGGUACCGUCUCCCAGUUGCCCCUGAUUGGCGAUGUCAGUGACCCCUUGUCCAAUAUCACCGUGCCUCGCAGCGGGACGGACGAGGCUUCUGUGGGCUAUUAUAAAGCUACAACGGGAGAGGGGGUCACAGUAGAGCUCAGUGCGUCCUCUCGGGCUGGGAUUUUCCAAUAUACCUUCCCCAAUGCCUCUUCAAAUAAUGUGCUGGUGGAUGUUUCUCAUGUCUUGCCAUCUUUCCGUGGCCAGGGCCUCGGCCAGGGGUAUGAAGGUGGAAAUAUCACUGUUUUCGGCGACGGGCAUUAUGAAGGCGCUGGUGUGUAUAACAACGGAUGGAACGAGGCACCGGACUGGACUCUCUACUUUUGCGGUUAUUUCGAGUCGUCCGCGACUAGCAACAAAACCUAUACAGCGACUGGUUCUUCUAAGAGUACCGAGGACCCCAGCGGCGCUGCCUCGGCUUCGUCUGGUUCCACCCGUGUCGGUGCUGUCUUUGCAUUCAGUGAGAGCACUGUUGUCUCUCGUGUGGCAAAGACCUCCUUUUCAUCGGUUGUGAGCGACGCUGUCUCGGAAUGGAACACAAAGGUUCUAUCAAAGAUCACGACAGACAAUACGAAUGCCACCAGUUUGAGUCUCCUGUACUCAUCUCUUUACUUUAUGCAUUUAAUCCCAACCAACCAAACCGGAGAAAACCCCGGGUGGUCGUCAUCUGAACCAUACUAUCAAGACAUUUUCACCUUCUGGGAUCUUUUCCGCUGCGGCACCUCGUUGAUGCAGGUGCUCCAGCCUGCCUCAUACGAAGAACAGAUCCGGUCACUUAUCGACAUCUACCGACACGACGGCUAUCUGCCUGACGCCCGCUCAUCUAACUACAAUGGCCGCACCCAAGGGGGCUCCAAUGCCGACAACGUGCUCGCCGAUGCAUACGUCAAGGGCGUCCGCGGUGCCGUCAACUGGGACGACGGAUAUAAGGCCAUGGUCCAGGAUGCCGAAGUCACGCCACCAAAUGACCCCGUCGACCCGAUGGCACCAGACUCGUCGACUCACGACGGGCGUAGCGCGCUCCCCGACUGGAUCCAGUACGGCUACAUCACUCCUACGUUCAGCCGGGCGGCUAGUCGGGCAGUUGAAUAUGCCGCGAACGAUUUUGCCCUGUAUCAGGUUGCCUCGGGGCUAGGCAAAGACGACGAUGCGCAGAAGUAUCUCAAUCGCUCGCGUAACUGGCGGAAUCACUGGAACCCGGCCAAGACUUCGCUUGGGUUCUCGGGCUUCGUCGUGCCGCGCGAUACCUCGGGGUUUAUCGACUAUGAUGUUUUGAACGCUGGUGGCUACUGGACUGAUCCUUUCUAUGAGGGAAGCUCAUGGGGCUAUUCUUUUGCCGAUGUUCACGAUAUGAAGCAUAUGAUCGAGCUGAUGAAUGGCACUGAUACCGUGGUCAGCCGGUUGAACAUCAUGUUUGUGGAUGGGGCCAAGGGGUCUAGCGGGACUAUUUUCGAUCCAACCAACGAGCCGAUGUUCAACAUCCCUUAUCUGUACAACUACCUAGGCCGGCAAGACCUCUCUGUCGAGCGAUCCCGCCAAGUCGCCAAGGCCGAUUAUACCACUGGAGUGACCGGGCUGCCUGGAAACAGCGAUGCAGGGGCAAUGCAGACUUGGCUCCUCUGGAACAUGAUCGGUCUGUAUCCCAUUACGGGACAGACCACCUUUCUGAUUCAUUCGCCCUGGUUCUCGUCCAUGACCAUCGAUUUGGGCGAUUCCAAGACCUUGAAGAUCACAUCGACCGGUGGAGAUGGGAAUGGCGACAGUAACAUUCAGGUCCAAAGCCUCAAGGUCAACGGCAAGACGUGGACGAAGAGUUGGUUGACCUGGGACGAUGUAUUUGCGCAGGGUGGCACACUGGAAUUUGAGUUGGGACCGACCGCGAAAAAUUGGACCUCUGGCGAACUGCCUCCGAGUCCUGCGUCGUAG
This is a messenger RNA of Penicillium chermesinum, 2211 nucleotides long. RefSeq names its product alpha-1,2-mannosidase family protein. Gene Ontology annotation, biological process: glycoprotein catabolic process; carbohydrate metabolic process; protein quality control for misfolded or incompletely synthesized proteins. Gene Ontology annotation, molecular function: carbohydrate binding; peptide-N4-(N-acetyl-beta-glucosaminyl)asparagine amidase activity. Lineage: Eukaryota; Fungi; Ascomycota; Eurotiomycetes; Eurotiales; Aspergillaceae. Gene Ontology annotation, cellular component: cytosol; nucleus. The record is from RefSeq and is a predicted model, not a curated record. Bases 1 to 2211 code for a protein of 736 amino acids. The transcript has 6 exons.